AUGGUGCGGGAGAUCAACAUCGGCAGCAAAGCAAUGCGUGUGGGAGCCAUGCUGUUGCUCUUGGCUUUCCUGAUCCUAGCGAUCUUUCCCGCGGCUUCAGAGCCCAAGAAGGUGGUGUGCCAUGGUGAGGAUCGAUGCCUAGAGAUGGACGAUGAAGUCAACCUUGCGGCUGAGUGGGGUAGCUUCUUCCUCGACGUGGAAAUUGUAGGGGGAGAGAUUGGGAGAGGAGCCUUUGGUCGUGUGUACAAUGCAAGGUAUCCUAAUGACUCCCAGGCUUAUGUUGCCAAAGUUGUGAUGAUUGAGGAGCGAACAAUUGCAAUGUGGUCAAUCACUUCGGAAGUCUUGGGUGAUGACGGAGACUUGUGGAUUUUGCUAGGUGUUGCAUCCCUCCACGAGCGUGGAAUUUACCAUCGAGACAUCAAGCCAGACAACAUACUAGUGGCAGGAGGACACACUCGAAUUAUCGACCUUGGGAGUGCAAUCGACCAGACCAGCAGCAAAACGUUGUACAGAGGCAUUGGUCCUCUCAGGAAUGGUGAAAGUGACAUGCGCUACACAGCACCGGAGGCUCGAUUCAUCGACGACUACAGGUUUUACCUCCAUGAAGGGGAAGCGUUUGACAUGUGGAUGGUCGGGGUUACGCUUCUAGAGGUUUUCAUGGGAAACCGGUCAGCGAUACUUCCCACGACACUGCAAAUGCAAAUGGCAUGGCAAAUUGACUACGGGAUGCCACCGCGUUCCGUGGCCUAUUUGCUGGGGCUGUCGAACUUUUGUGUCUUCCCUCCGGACAAGAUCUUGGCUGGAGAGCUCCUGGAGACAAUGGCGCUGCAAACUGCGCGAUGCGUGAAUCAGUCGGCUCUGUCACACGGCUUCCCCAAUAAGCUUGCGCUCGAGCUUGUGCAGAGCCUCCUCCGAUGGUCCCCGGAGGAUAGGAUCACAGCGAUGCAAGCUCUCAACCAUGCUUACUUUACUGGAGGUUGAGGUUCCAAUGAUCACAUCGGCUAGACUUAGGAAGCGCAAGAUGCCCGCGUGGGACUCUUGCAUGCUCGAAAGUGCGAUUAGAAGAAUACAAGACCACCUUUUUGCUCUA
Messenger RNA from Selaginella moellendorffii, 1090 nucleotides. Its product is annotated as probable inactive protein kinase At3g63330. Gene Ontology annotation, cellular component: cytoplasm; nucleus. Gene Ontology annotation, molecular function: ATP binding; MAP kinase activity. The transcript is spliced from 8 exons. The record is from RefSeq and is a predicted model, not a curated record. Bases 1 to 981 code for a protein of 326 amino acids. Gene Ontology annotation, biological process: intracellular signal transduction; protein phosphorylation. NCBI's taxonomy places the organism in Eukaryota, Viridiplantae, Streptophyta, Lycopodiopsida, Selaginellales, Selaginellaceae.